AUGACUUUGUUCGCAGCCGCUGGUGUCUUCUCUUCUGAAGUCGCGAAGGCCGCUGGUAAUGAAACUCUCGUUCGAUCAUCCAAUUGCGGGUACUUGCUGCCUGACUUGUCACCUACCGAAUCAAAUCCGGUCAACGAACUGGCGGCUAAUGCUCAAGAGGCGAAUGAAACCCUUGCAGCGGAUGCAUACUCACGAGCAUGCUAUGGAAGCGUUCAGGAUGCUUUGCAAUGCAAUCAAUACCCGCGGGCAAAGAUACCAUGGACGACUACGGCCAAUGUCUCAUGCCCAUUCGAUCAGGAUCUAUGCUGGGAUGGCCCAACAUCUGCAUUCAAAAUCGAGAGCGGUCUUAUCGAUUCUCACUAUGACUUAGGGAUCAACUCCAAACGCUUGGACCGGUUGCAGCAUCGGAAGGCUACGACGUGCUCCGUCCUUCAUACCAAAGACCAUGCUUACCAAACAAACGAAACCGAUGAGAAUGGCGAUCCUGUCCGUAUUGCACGCUACACUUUCGGAGGCUUCGGGGCCUCGAUCGAUGAGGGGACUGCAAACACAACAUUCAUAUACAACCUUCAUGGUAAUGUCGGUACAUCCGGCUACGCACUUGUCCCCUUUGUUUCCUACUCGGGACAGGCGCAACAGACCUGGUACCCUAUUCCCGAACUAAAUCGAACUGAUGCCGACGUAACAAUAAUGUUCCUCGCCCCAAACACAGUCUCCUAUCUAUCGCCAGUCUACGAUCCAUGGUUCCACGCCACAACGCCCACAAAUCUUUCAUCUGGUGACCUGAAUAUGACAAAUUACCUACCAGACUACACCGUAGGCGUCCUGGCAUGCGCAGACCAAUUCCAGCUUUGCAACCCCGUCAACAACAAAUGCACAAACCUCACCGCAGUCUCGACUCUGCAAAACGAAUCGCGCAAUUUACUCCUCAACGAAGUCCAAGCGUUCACCUUGACCGACAUUUUCUACACGAUGGUGAAUGGUCGCACAUACAACAACGUUCAAAGUCGCGGCGCCAAUUCGCUCAGAGUUACAGACACACUGAGCGGCUCGACUUUUACCCAAAUCGGCCUUCCAGACAACCAAUGGACAAUCGAAGUCACAAACCUCUUCGCUGUCUCGAUGGCGCGCAUGCAGCAAGAGAUCAUCAACUACGCCACCGGCCCCUCCUACAGCUCCCAAGGCCUCGAAUUCGUCAAAGGCGAGAAAACCAUCUGUGAACGCCAGAAAAUCCGCAGCGCAAGUGGCUACAUUUCCUUCUCCGUCCUCGGCGUCUCUAUCAUCCUCGUUCUUGGGACACUGGAGUGGGGGGCGGACGCUGUGCCUGUCACCCGCAAGGGGGAGAUGCUGGAAUUCGCGGGUGGAGAAAAUUCUGGGCUUGAGAAGAAUGGGUAUCGUAGCGCGCAAAGGGCUGAGGAACAUGGGACUCCAAGUCUGGUGGCUGAGAGGAAUGAGGGUGGUGGUGGAAAUGGACACUUUGAGGGGGUGGGGGUCGUGAAUGCUGGGGAGAAGACCCGAAUGCUAGACGGAACAUGA
Bacidia gigantensis is the source of this 1536-nucleotide messenger RNA. RefSeq lists its product as uncharacterized. The transcript has 3 exons. Lineage: Eukaryota; Fungi; Ascomycota; Lecanoromycetes; Lecanorales; Ramalinaceae. The record is from RefSeq and is a predicted model, not a curated record. Bases 1 to 1536 code for a protein of 511 amino acids.